Messenger RNA from Hydractinia symbiolongicarpus, 1116 nucleotides. RefSeq lists its product as uncharacterized. The record is from RefSeq and is a predicted model, not a curated record. Lineage: Eukaryota; Metazoa; Cnidaria; Hydrozoa; Anthoathecata; Hydractiniidae. Bases 217 to 636 code for a protein of 139 amino acids. The transcript has 2 exons.
UAAUUAAAUACAGUUGUCAGGGUUUUCAUUCAUGAAAUAUUUUAUUAAUAAAACAUAGAUGAGUUGUGCUUGGGAGGAAGAGCCAGUUUUUUUAAAAAAGAAAUUACACAUUCAAGAAAUAAAAAUACAAAGUUGUUGUUGUUUUGUAAUCUUACUGCAGAAGCUUUGAAACCCAAAGCAAGUUUCAUGACUUAAAUUCGAGAUUUUUUAUCACUAAUGAUGUCUCCUCAGCAAAAUGCUCCGACGCUGGAAACAUUUGCAAGUCAAAAAGACAACGAUAUAAUGACGCACUCGUUUUCACUCGCAGAUUAUGUUGUUAUUCACAAUUGUGAUCCCAUCUGUGCCGAAUGUGAGUUUAUAAACAUCUCAAAUAAAGAAGCUCUCAAGUUAGGAUUGAAAGAAGAAAAAAUGAGAAACCAGAAAUACCGUGAACGAUUGAACGAUGUAAUGAAAAAGUACGGACAGUCUCUGAGACAAGUAAAAUAUUUGAAAAAUAAACUAGACACUCUUACAAGACAGUUGAUGGAUGAAAGAAGAGCGAAAAAUGAUUUCGAAGUAGUAGAUAGUUCCAUUGAUUCUGAUGAUGACUUGUUUGAGUUUAAAAUCAAACCAAAGCUAGAAAUUAUUUUAGAAUAAAAUUUUAAAUGGAACUAUAGGGUACACUAUUUGAUUAAUGUGAAAUGUGAAACGACCGUUGUUGAGUUAGAUACUCGUAAAACAACGUUAUUUGCAAGCAAAGAUGAAAUCAUUCAUGGUCGACGUAGGUUUCUGUAUAGACUACGCGCACGCUCGGUAGAAUAUCGUGUACGCCAUUAAAUUUUAAUUAUCGAUGGAAUGUUUUGUACCUGUUGCAAAGACUUGUUGGUUUCUGUUCUUCAAGCACCUUGGGUCCAUGCUGUGAAAGUUUAUCGUUUUAAAGUAGCUAAAAUUAUUUAUUUGGAAAACUAUUUUGUGAAUGGCAGCUGAGAAAAAUGAAAAUUUAAGGAUUAUUUUUCGUUUGUAUAUUUUUUGUUGUGUAUAUAUUUUGGUUUUAUUUUGCGUUAAAGUAUAGCAACUAGAAAAUAUUUGUAUCAUUUAUCUCUGAGAAUAUAUACUGUUUAUUUUUGGCUAACAAUA